Mesorhabditis belari is the source of this 429-nucleotide messenger RNA. Lineage: Eukaryota; Metazoa; Nematoda; Chromadorea; Rhabditida; Rhabditidae. The record is from the annotation of a GenBank genome assembly.
AUGGCCCUGCUCAGGGAUUAUAUUGCUUAUGCCAAAGCCUUCGUUUAUCCCGAGAUCACUGAAGUGGCAUCGCAAUUCCUCAUCGAUAAAUACCUUAGCAUGCACAGCUUGAAAGCUGAAAAAUUGCAUCGAGAAGCUCUCCGCCAGUCGGCUGUCGACCCAACCACCGGACGUGUCGACGUGGGAAUUUUGGAUGCUGGUAUCUCUUCAAAAACACGCAAAUUGGUCACCAAAAUCGCCGAGGGCAUAACUGCUUACUUGCAAAAGGGAGCCGCUCAGAAUUUGAACGUGAAGAAUCUCUUUACGACAAUGCAUCAAACGGAUCGUUCCCUGAAUCGAAAUCUCUUUGACAAGGCGAUCACCGAGUUGGUGAAGAAAGAAAUGAUCGUUCGAACUGGCGAGCGGAUUCGAUUUUUGCCCAAAAGGGCU